Messenger RNA from Parnassius mnemosyne (clouded apollo), 228 nucleotides. Lineage: Eukaryota; Metazoa; Arthropoda; Insecta; Lepidoptera; Papilionidae. The record is from the annotation of a GenBank genome assembly.
AUGCCUGUCAAGACGGUAUUGAGAAUUCGUAGCAAGCUGGGGGCCGAACGGCGCCGUGCUACGGUGCUACGUAACAGCUCGAGCGGAUGUCGAAGACACAAGCUAGUAAUACCACAAACUCGACUCCAUAGAGUCAGACUCAUGGUUGGAGCGAUGUAUACGCUUUUAGAACAAAAUCUCAGAAAAUAUACAAAAUUUGUCCUCCAUAAAGUUAAAAAUCUUUUUUAA